AUGUACAACUUCAAUGUGGGCGUUUUGCUUGAAUUGUUCGACAGGAUCUUCCAAAAGAACCGAAAUGUAAGUUUUUUUAUUUUUCUCGGACACGUUUCGUCGUAUAACUGCGCGUGCAGGCUACAGGGUUUUCGGUUCCCGCCGUUUGGGGUGGGAGACUUUUCGGUCCCCGGCUUUUCGGCUGGCGCCUUUUCGGUCCCUGGGCUUUUCGGGUGGGGACUUUUCGGGCGAUGAGUAAAAAAUUGUAAAAUACGAUACUACUGAUCACGCAAUAUUGUAAAUAAUUUUAAAAAACGUUUUAAUCCGUUUUUGGGGGUUUCGAGUUAGAAUCACCCACCCUGCGACAUUUCAAUACAAAACUUCAAAAUAACAUUAGAUAGAAGAAGUGAUAAAAGUAUAACAUUAUCAAAUCGCCCAUGAAGAACUCGAAUUUCUAUAUGAAAUUAGCAUAAAAUCCUACAUUAAAUCGGAAAAUUCAUUAAUUUUCCUUGGUGGAAUCGUUCAGAACAUUCGCUAGUAAUCUUAUCAUUUUCGAAUUGUGUUAUUAUUGUUAUUUUCCGUUUUUUCUUUUGUAAUUCGUUAAUUAAUAAUUAUUAAUAAUUAAUUUUUCAAAUACUUUCUGGCAAAAAUAAACUUCAUUUUCGGAUUCUUCUCGGUCGAUUAUCUAAAAGAAUCUGUUUUUUAGCCGAACACCCCAAAAACGGAAUAAAAAGUUUUUUUUUUAAAUUAUUUACAAUAUCACGUCAUCAGUAGUAUCUUAUAUUACAGUAUUUUACUAAUCACCCGAAAAGUCCCCACCCGAAAAGCCCAGGGACCGAAAAGGCGCCAGCCGAAAAGCCGGGGACCGAAAAGUCUCCCACCCCAAACGGCGGGACCGAAAAGGCGGGGACCGAAAGAGGGGGGACCGAAAAGUCCCGGCCCCGGGUUUUUUAUGUUCCCAAAUCUGUAAAACAAAUCUAGAUCGUGGAGGAUAAAUUACAUCCGGAUGUAAUUAGCACGAUGUCUCAGUGAAUAUCAAAUUGUGAGCUUUUAAAUUUCAGGAGUCGAGUGAUGUCCUAGCCAAGCUCGAUAUUAUCUAUCAAGAAUUGGUCAAAAGCACCUUUUACUAUGUCUCCCGAGCUCUGUACAAACAGGAUCGUCUGACAUUUGCUCUACGGUUCGUGAAGGCUGAACUGUUCGAUGAUAAGGUAAGGGUUUCAAACUGUGAUUUCUGUUUUUAGAUGUUGUAUUAGGUACCAGCGAAGAAUUAGUUUAAAACUGCCGUCUUUGAUAAUUGUAUUACCUAAAUUCAUGCUUAUGAUUUCCUCUUGCAGGAGUGGAACUUUUUCUGCGGCAACCUGGUGGAUGAAGCGGUCUUGGACUCUGCAUCUGCACCUUCUUGGCUGUCCGAAGAGGUUCAACUACAAGUCGCGAGAUUACGAGUGUGUCUUUCUCUCUUUAUUCACAAUUAGGUUUGCAAGAUCGGUCUUCAUGGACAGACUAUGCAUAACAAUAGUAGCCAGCUUCCGGGGCAUAUUUAUCAGAAACUCAAAUUUCCAGAAGGUUCUUCUGAUCUCAACCGGAGAAUGCAAGCACCGCAAUGACGUCACUUGUUACGCGUAGUCUUCAAGUGCCAUCGAUUAAUCCGCCAUCCAUUGAGCUCAUAGUUGCCACCUAAUCGGCCGAUAUUGCUGAUCCUCGGUCUAUUGAAUAACGUCCAUUUUCUACCCGAUUUCUUACUCAUGAUUCACUCAGUAAGUUUUAUUUUUAGAUGUUAUUUCUUUCAAGGUUUAAGCCACUAAAAGCACGUCUAAUUUCGACUGCCUUUGAAGCAAAAUUUAUAUUGUACUUGAUAUUAACGUCAAAAAUUUUGAUCUCAGGAGUCGCACACCAGAUCUCCAAGUCCGUCCUUCCGUCUAUGGCUGAGUGCAGAGCCAGACAACCAAUUCCCAGCGGUUCCAUUGCAAGACGCACUCAAGAUUGCGUACGAGACGCCUCCGGGAAUCAAACACAAUAUUAGCGGGACUUUGAAACAAUGGAUUGACGUGGAAGCAAAUAGUGGGAAAUCGGAGUUGGAACUAAAGACUCAAUUCUUGUUGGCGUGGUUCCACGCUAUCAUCCAAGAAAGGAGGACGUGUAUUCCACAGGUAAAGUUAUGUUAUCCAUGAUAAGAUUUCCUUGAAAUUUAGGGAUGGCUAAAGUUUUACGAGUUCAAUUCGAACGACUUGAGAGUUGCCAGACAGGUCCUUGAUGUGAUGGGUUCAAAGAAUGGUGAGUUCUUUGCGUACUUUUUAGUUUUUUGUUGUUUAGGUUAUAAUUGGGAAGCGAUUCGCGGAUUUAUAGAAGAUGCGAUAUAUGGGGGAAGAAUCGAGAAUCAACUCGACAUUGGAGUACUGUCAGCUUACUUGGACAAGUUUUUGAGCCAAAAAAUGGUGAUGAGUAGAGAUGGGGAACUGGAUUCAAAUCUUAGAAUGCCCGAGGCUAAAUCAAUGAACGAGUGGCUGGAUUUCGUCAAGAAUAUGGUGAGGAAUGCCAUACGAGUUUAGUAAUAUUGAUACCAUCCGUAUGUAGCUGCAUAUUACGGUGUUGUGCGUUAGGGAAAGAUUUGAUCCAUCUAGGGAAAGUCUUGACUCAGGUCUGGAAAACGAUGUAAUUGGUAUCAGAAAUGUCUCGAGGAUGAAUUACAACCUUUUUCAGAUACCAGAAGAGGACAAGCCAUCGCUGUUUGGCCUUCCCGAGAACCUUGGAGCGACUUAUGAACUGGAACAAAGUCGGCAAACAAUAAAUUCCCUCAGGUCAAUGCAGAAAUAUAGCCGAUCAUCGACACUUGAGGCCUUCAGUCAGUGGGCAAAGAAACUUCAACCAGUUCUGGCAUUUUGGAAGCGGCUUCAUCAACAGAAUGACCUUCUUCAGGCAGAAUUGAAGGAUUCCGACUCGACUGACCCAAUUAUUGAUAUGCUAAACACCGAGAUGCACUUUGGAAUUGGAGUAAAUAGUUACAGGCUGUUAGAAUUCAUGUAUCAAAUUUAUAUUGUUUUAGGUAAAAAAGAUCCAUUCGACCUUGACCAACAUCCGAAAAGGCCUUGCGGGCAAGCUUGCCCCCACUGCCAAGACAGUUCAAGCCGCGAAGACACUGUUGGACCAACAAACCCCGGUGGAUUGGGAUCUAAUCUGGCCGGGACCCGAGGAUUGUUACCAGUACAUGGAGAAGGUGUGCGAUAAGGCCAGAAAGGUCAAGAAGUUGAGCACCUCAAUAAGUGGACAGGAUCUUGUCAACGAACCCAUAGAUUUGGACCACCUUUUCCGGCCGACAGCCUUACUAAAUGCCCUUAGGCAAUAUAAUGCAAGGUGGGUGGAAAAUCGAGGAAAUUAUGGGGAUUACGGCAGUUUUUGGAGUGGAAAGUGUUGUAAAUUUGAUGAAGAGAGUUUUUUAGUUGAGCUAGAGCGGUUACGGUAGUUUUACAAUAACAAAAAAAAAUUUUUUUUUUGUUGAUUUAGUCUACUACAAUAAAACUUUUUUUCAGACACCUAAAUGUUGGCGUGGACAGACUCCAAUUCGUCGCUAGCUUGUCCAAAAUACAGUCCAGAGCCCCCUCGAUGCAGACUGGCCAACUAAAAAUUCAGGGCGCCGUUCUGGGAGGAGGCCAUUUAAUGGCUGUGGGCCAGAAUUCUGCAGCGAUUUCUUCGGCUCCGGUCAUACAUGUGGCGUGGAUUGGAAUGGUAGGAUCAGUUUUGGGGUGUGGGGGAUGUUUUCGACAAAAUUGGAUGAUUUUUUUAUUUUUUAGGAUGAACCCGAGCCAUACCGUCAAGAAGAAAGCGCCGAAAUCCCAUUGUUUGUGGCCUCAAACCGAACGGCGAUUGCGUUAUUUACCCGGAUUUGUAUUCAAGUAUCAUACGUCAUAUUUUGUAGUUUUAUUUUUUAUGAUUAUAUUGUUGUGUGA
This is a messenger RNA of Bursaphelenchus xylophilus (pine wood nematode), 3920 nucleotides long. Lineage: Eukaryota; Metazoa; Nematoda; Chromadorea; Rhabditida; Aphelenchoididae. The record is from the annotation of a GenBank genome assembly.